Contarinia nasturtii (swede midge) is the source of this 2425-nucleotide messenger RNA. RefSeq names its product protein SDA1 homolog (gene Mys45A). The transcript is spliced from 3 exons. Gene Ontology annotation, biological process: ribosomal large subunit export from nucleus; ribosomal large subunit biogenesis. Gene Ontology annotation, molecular function: protein binding. The record is from RefSeq and is a predicted model, not a curated record. Gene Ontology annotation, cellular component: nucleolus. The coding region runs from base 153 to 2402 and encodes 749 amino acids. NCBI's taxonomy places the organism in Eukaryota, Metazoa, Arthropoda, Insecta, Diptera, Cecidomyiidae.
AUUACGUUCUUUUAUGUGACAGCUGUCACAUUGAACCCAUGUGUUUUUCUACCAUUCCACAAAAAUAAACGAAAACAAAAUCAAUUCACGUGUAAAUUGCACGUGUUUUCUUCGAAUUUUUGGUGAAUAAAAAUCCACAAAAAGGUUUCAAAAUGGUCCGGCACAACAAUCAACUACCGGAUAAUUUGCCACAGUUGCAAAAUUUGAUAAAACGAGAUCCAACUUCGUACAGAGAAGAGUUUAUGCAACAAUACAAUCACUAUUUGAGUUUAUUGGAGGUAUUUCGCCUGAAUCCAGGACAGGAGAAUAAAAGUUUAGAUGAAUUGGUGAUGUUUAUCGCUCAGGUGGCACAAUGCUACGUCGAAGAAUUGAUCACAUUUCCCCAGCAACUGGUCGAUUUGCUGAAAACCCAAUCGACAACUCUCGACCAAAACAUGCGAAACAGUUUUUGUCGUGCAUUGAUUUUGCUACGUAACAAAAAUUUGAUCCCAGCCUUGGAUUUGCUUGAGUUAUUCUUUCAAUUGUUGCGAUGUCCCGAUAAAUCGUUGCGUUCAUUUUUAGAAAAUCACAUUAUCACUGACAUCAAAAACAUGAACGCCAAACACAAAGACAUGAAACUGAAUUCCACACUACAGAAUUUCAUGUACACAAUGUUGAAAGAUUCAAAUCCAAAAGCGGCCAAAAUGUCCAUUGACAUCAUGAUUGAAUUGUACAAAAAGAACAUUUGGAACGAUACAAAAACGGUGAAUGUUAUCGCAAAUGUUGGAUGCUUUUCAAAGAUAACAAAAGUCAUGGUUGCUUCGUUGAAAUUCUUUUUGGGCAGUGAUCCGGAUGAAAAGAAUUCCGACGAUUCGGACAGUGACAAUGAGCCGGAUUUGAAAGGUGCCAUACUGGCGAAUCGUGUCAAUAAAAAGACAAAAAAGCGUCAAAAGCAAUUGGCUAAUAUCAAGAAGCAAGUGACAAAAGUAAAGAAGAAGAAAACAGCAGUGGCAUCGUUUAAUUUUUCUGCCGUACAUUUGAUUCACAAUCCACAAGGGAUGGCCGAGAAUUUGUUUAAACAAUUGCAAAGUCAAAACGAACGCUUCGAAGUGAAAUUGAUGCAUUUGGAUGUGAUAUCACGAUUGAUUGGUAUUCAUGAGCUCUUUUUAUUCUCAUUUUAUCCAUAUGUAACACGUUUUUUGCAACCACAUCAACGUCAAGUCACACGUGUUUUACAGUUUGCCGCACAAGCAUCACAUGAACUGGUGCCCGGCGACGUGAUUGAACCGAUUUUAAAAACAAUUGCCAAUAAUUUCAUCACCGAACGAAAUUCCACCGAUGUCAUGGCCAUUGGUUUGAAUGCCGUACGAGCGAUUUGUAGUCGUUGCCCGUUGGCAAUGGGCGAAGAUUUAUUACGAGAUUUGGUGUUGUACAAAGCAUACAAAGAAAAGAGUGUAAUGAUGGCCGCUCGAUCACUGAUUACACUUUAUCGUGAACAAAUUCCAGCAUUGCUUCACAAAAAAGAUCGUGGACGUACAUCAGAAGCACAGGCCGAAAUGAAACCGAAACAGUAUGGAGCCGUAGCCGCUUUUGAUAAUAUACCUGGUGCUGAAGCACUGUUGAAGUCGGCCAAAUCGGUAUCGGUUAAAGAUGAUGACGACUCAGAUUCGGAUAGUUGGGUCGAUGUCAACGAAAGUGGUGAUGAGAUAAACAUAAACACCGACAGCGACAGCAACAGCGAUGAUGAGUCCGGUGAUAAUGAAGAAGCGGGCAGUGAUGUAGAAGACGAAGAAGUCGACGAUGAAGCAGACGAAAGCGGCGAGGAAGAAAGCGACGUAGAAGAUGAAGUUGAAGACGAAGAGAGUGAUGCCGAGUCUGAAACUGAAGCAAAUCAUGCCAGUGAAAAGCCAACAAAAAAAUCGCCGAAGGUCCAGAAGAAAUCAAAGGCCACUUCAAAUGGAACGGCUGUUGAAAAUGGAUCCACAGAAAAAUCGGUAAAAGUACUAGACGAAAAACAAGCCGCCCAAGAAAUAGCAUUGACUCGCAUUUUCACGGACGAAGACUUCAAACGUAUCGAUGCACAAAUUAUCAAAAAGCACGUGUCAAAUGCACGCAAACGGCCGCUUGAAUCAGAACAAACGGAAUAUGUCAAAUUGGAUGACAUUGAAAUGAUUUAUAAGAAACGACGAACGGACAAGGCAUCGCGUCUGGAAACGGUGAUGCGAGGUCGUGAGGAUCGUGAGAAAUAUGGUUACAGAGACAAACGAAAGAAUAUUCAUUGUUCAAAGACAAACAAUGAAAAGAAAAAGAAGAAAAACUUUGGUAUGAUGCGCGUAAAGGCACGAUCAAAGGUCAAAAAAUCGUUCAAGGAAAAACAACAAUCCAUGCGAAAACAUCUACUCAAGCAAAAGAAAAUGAAAUAAAAACACACUUUUCUUUUCAGUCA